Fulvia fulva is the source of this 903-nucleotide messenger RNA. RefSeq lists its product as uncharacterized. NCBI's taxonomy places the organism in Eukaryota, Fungi, Ascomycota, Dothideomycetes, Mycosphaerellales, Mycosphaerellaceae. The transcript is spliced from 2 exons. The coding region runs from base 1 to 903 and encodes 300 amino acids. The record is from RefSeq and is a predicted model, not a curated record. Gene Ontology annotation, molecular function: nucleic acid binding. Gene Ontology annotation, biological process: DNA integration.
AUGUGGAAGUUCUACAAGAAGACCCCCAAGAUAUGGUUCUCUGACCAAGGAGGGGAGUUCAACAACAAGGAACUUGCCAGGGAAGCCCAGGCUGAAGGCAUCAGAUGGGAUUUCUCAGGCCCAUACACUCCUGAGCAGAAUGGGAUUGCAGAAGCUUCCAACAAGGUUGUGCAUUUUGCUAUGAAGCAUUCAUGCUACAUCACCAACAGACUCUACAACCUUACCACCAAGAGGAUCCCAAUCCAGGACUUUGAAGAAGACCUUGGGCUGGGGGUCAGGGAGGUUGACCUGAGCAACAUCAGGAGGUUUGCGUGCAAGGCAUUUAGAAGCUUGGACAACAAGCAAGAUUCAGCCAAGUUCAUGCCUAGAGCAGAGAUAUGGUGGUAUGUUGGAUUCCAGGAAGACUCCUCAACCAACUACCUGCUCUGGAGACCAGUCUGGAAUGAGAGGAUGUGGACAGAUGAUUCCAAGUUUGGACCCCACUGCACCUUCAAUGAAGACUGCCUAUUUGGCCAUCCAUACCCUGCUGCCCAGCAGGUCGCUCAGGGGGAGCCAUCUCCAAGAGAUCAGAGCUCCCAGCUUGAAGCAGUAGAUGAUGGGAGUGAAAUAGAAGAAGAAUCCACCUCCCAAAUGGAUCCUGAAGACCCCCCAAAUGUCCCAGGAGGUCCCUCAGCAAGUCCCAAGGAGCCUCACUCUUCACAAGGGCGCAAUCACAUGCCCCAACAUGCGCCCCAAGCGCGUCACACCUCUCCACAGAAUGGACAGGAGACUGAGCAGCCCCAGGGGGAGCUGCAGCAGCAUAGUGACCCAGCUGGACAAAAUGGUGCAUCAACAGAAGACUCCCCAGAGCGCCAAGUGGAGCAUGUGACAUUCUCACAUACGCCAAGAAGCGCUUCCCCCUAG